Anopheles marshallii is the source of this 519-nucleotide messenger RNA. Its product is annotated as DNA-binding protein SMUBP-2. The coding region runs from base 1 to 519 and encodes 172 amino acids. The record is from RefSeq and is a predicted model, not a curated record. The transcript has a single exon. Gene Ontology annotation, molecular function: zinc ion binding. Lineage: Eukaryota; Metazoa; Arthropoda; Insecta; Diptera; Culicidae.
AUGAGUCAAAAGAAGCCGCAAAAAUUAGCUGACGCCUCAAAUGAUGACGAUUCGGUGCUGGUAUUGGAUACGGACCCUAAAGUCGUCACCAAGGCGGCUGAACUGCUGCAACCGAUCAACACCGAGGUGGUGGAAAAGAACCUCGACAAGGUGCUGGAAGCUGUGAAGAUCGUUGAUUUGACGUGCGAUUUCAAGGGUUGUAAGCAGAAAACUAACCUCGUCGGGACGGACUGUUCGUUCUGUAAGGAUCGGUUCUGCUUCAAACACAGCUUGCCGGAGAUACACGGUUGUGGUGAGGCAGUGAAACGCAAGGAACGUGAACUGUUCCUUCAUCCAAUGACCGGUAAAGCCAAGGCGGAACAGUACGAAAAGCAGAAGGCACAGGUGCGUUUGACGCAGAAACUGAAGCAGAUGUCACUGGAGCGAAAGCAGAAACCUUCGUCCGGGGGAAGUACUGCCGGCACCAGUCGAGGUGCUAGCUCCUCUAGCAGAGGAAGAAAGCGAACCAACAACCCGUAG